This is a messenger RNA of Populus nigra (black poplar), 3117 nucleotides long. Its product is annotated as ankyrin repeat-containing protein At5g02620-like. The transcript is spliced from 4 exons. The coding region runs from base 661 to 2652 and encodes 663 amino acids. The record is from RefSeq and is a predicted model, not a curated record. NCBI's taxonomy places the organism in Eukaryota, Viridiplantae, Streptophyta, Magnoliopsida, Malpighiales, Salicaceae. Gene Ontology annotation, molecular function: protein phosphatase regulator activity; protein phosphatase 1 binding. Gene Ontology annotation, cellular component: plasma membrane.
ACUAGUAAAUCAAUUAAAAGUCAAAAAGAUUCCAUUUUUCAGCAGUUCAUUUAAAAUAAAAGCAUCCUUGGAGAGAGAACAUGAAAAAAGCAGCUGGUUGCUGAUGAUAUUUUGUCCCUUCCAGCUUCUAGUUGUCAAAACAAGUUAGAUUUUGUCGAGCUUCUUUGAAAUCACUUGCUGGGGUUUUGAUAUUUCAUAUUGUGGUGGAAGUUGAAAGUUUCAGUUUUUGGGAUUUCAUUUCUCACGUCAGUGGAUGGAUGCUGUUCAGUUUGGCUUAUCAAAGUUCGAGACUUUAUCACCCCCAAGAAGUUGGUGACCGUUUCUUGUAAGUUUGGGAACUGGGUUUUCAAGUAUAUACAGUAACUGUUAUUAUUCUCAAGGGUAAGAUCAGACUGAGAUUGUGUGAAAUUCAUGCUUGACCGUGGUGAAAUGGAAUUGAGUUCUUGGCUUUAGAAUCAUAGAAUCGAGAUUUAGAGUAUGCUAAAGGAAGUGUCUUUUAUUUGAGACUUGCUUAUUACUGGGGAUUUUUGUGCAUGACCAUUUUGAAAGGAAAGUAAUUUCUGGGUUUCAAAAUUAAAGAAUCAAGGUUUCAGUUAGAAGCAAGGGAUUAAAAAUUUUGAGAUUGAUUGAUAAGUCUGCGAGAUACCGUGUGUGAUCACCAUGAAGAAACAAAGCAGCUUCAAUGGAAGAAUUAUGGAAAGGCAGCGGAGUUUCAGCGGAAUAACUGACAAAAAGAAAGUGUUUGAAAAGCAAGUGAGCUUUCACGGAAUACCAGAUAAACAGAAAGUGAUGGAAAAACACCCCAGUUUUCUAGGUGUAGCAGAAAAUGGGUCAGCUUCUCAUAGAGUGAUGGAAAAACUCCCCAGUUUUCAAGGUGUAGCAGAAAAUGGGUCAGCUUCUCAUAGAGUGAUGGAAAAACUCCCCAGUUUUCAAGGUGUAGCAGAAAAUGGGUCAGCUUCUCAUAGAGUGAUUGAAAAACACCCCAGUUUUCGUGGAGUGGAGAAGGGUUUUCGUGGAUUUCUGGAUAAACAGAAGAGUUUUCGUGUAGUGAUGGAGAGACAACUUAGUUUUAUUGGUGGUGGUGAGAGGAAAAAGACUAAAGAUUCACCUGGAAAGCGAGGUGACUCACAGAUUCAUUUGGCAGCACGUACUGGGAAUUUGAGUAGAGUGAGAGAGAUCCUUCAGAAUUCUGAUGGCAUUGAUUUGAAGGUUCUGUUGGCAAUGCAGAAUCAUGAAGGAGAAACUCCUCUUUAUGCAGCUGCAGAGAAUGGGCAUGCUGAGGUUGUUGCUGAAAUGCUCGAAUCCAUGGACCUGGAGACUGCAUCUAUUGCAGCUAGGAAUGGGUAUGAUCCAUUCCAUGUGGCUGCAAAGCAGGGUCAUCUUGAUGUCUUGAGGAAGCUUUUGGGUGUGUUCCCCAACUUGGCCAUGACAACUGAUUCAUCAUGUACAACUGCUCUACACACUGCUGCAACUCAAGGGCACAUUGAUGUGGUCAAUCUUCUUUUAGAAACAGAUGCAAAUCUUGUUAAGAUUGCACGGAAUAAUGGUAAGACUGUCCUCCAUUCAGCUGCAAGGAUGGGGCACUUGGAAGUUGUGAGGUCCCUCCUAAUCAAGGAUUCAAGCACUGGUUUUAGGACUGAUAAAAAAGGACAAACUGCAUUGCACAUGGCUGUGAAAGGGCAAAAUGAGGAAAUUGUGCUGGAAUUGCUAAAACCUGACCCCUCUGUUAUGCAUGUGGAAGACAAUAAGGGAAACACAGCAUUGCAUGUUGCAAUAAAGAAAGGGCGUGCUCAGAACGUACGUUGUCUGUUAUCAGUCGAGGGUGUUAACAUCAAUGCUAUUAACAAAGCUGGAGAGACCCCACUAGACAUUGCAGAAAAACUUGGGGUUCAAGACCUUGUAUACAUGUUGAAGGAAGCAGGGGCUAACAAUUCCAAAGACUGUGGAAAGCCCCCUAGUUCAGCAAAGCAACUAAAGCAGACUGUCAGUGCCAUAAAACAUGAUGUCCAGUCCCAGCUCCAACAGACCCGUCAAACUGGCUUCAAGGUGCAGAAAAUUGCCAAGAAGCUGAAGAAGCUACACAUUAGUGGCCUCAACAAUGCUAUAAAUAAUGCAACUAUUGUUGCGGUUCUCAUUGCUACAGUUGCUUUUGCAGCCAUUUUCACUGUGCCUGGCCAGUAUGUUGAGAAGAAAACUGAUGGGGCAGCAAUUGGGCAAGCCCAUGUAGCAAAAAAUCCUGCUUUCUUAGUCUUCAUCAUAUUUGACAGCCUGGCAUUAUUCAUCUCUCUGGCUGUCGUUGUAGUCCAAACGUCUGUUGUUGUGAUUGAACAAAAGGGAAAGAAGCAGCUUGUGUUUAUUAUUAACAAACUCAUGUGGCUCGCUUGCCUCUUCAUUUCAGCGGCCUUUAUUUCUCUUACUUAUGUGGUGGUGGGUAAGAAAUUCAGGUGGCUUGCUAUCUAUGCAACAGUCCUUGGUGGCAUAAUCAUGCUCGCUACAAUUGGCUCCAUGUGCUAUUUUGUCAUUUUACAUAGGAUGGAGGAGUCAACUUUAAGGAAUAUAAGGAGAGAAAGUCGGUCCCGUUCUUAUUCUAUGUCUGCGGCAUCAGAUCAAGAGAUUUUGAACAGUGAAUGUAAGAGGAUGUAUGCACUCUAAAGACAUUAGAAUAUGGAGAGCUGAAACCAGGACUCUAUGACUAUUAUCUCACUCUAUAUAUGAAAUUGCUACGCUCACUCUCUGGUGGUUAUAGAAUUUGAUGUCAGAAGUGGAGCUAAGGUGUUGAUUUACUAAAUAAUGCUUUGAGAUGAACAUGACACUCAGCAAUCGAGAGGAAGCCACUCAUCUUCUCAUUCUGGCUGUACAUGGACCUCUGAGAAAGCUUCCUCAACACGAUUUUGGUUUCCUUGUGCAGGUUUCUUUGUGGUUUCCUAUUGGAUGAGCUCAGAUCUGGUGUGAAUCUGAGUUUGAUGGUUUCUUACAGAUUCGAUUGAAGCUCAAAGCAGGUAUGAAGAUGCCAAUGACUGAUGCUGUACAAGGGUCUGCUUGAAUUUUAUGCGUAGUAUGUAGAAAAUGUAGUAAUAACAGGAUCCAUCUAAUUAAUGGAGAAAAGCUUUACAUCCC